Messenger RNA from Blepharisma stoltei, 3477 nucleotides. Lineage: Eukaryota; Ciliophora; Heterotrichea; Heterotrichida; Blepharismidae. The record is from the annotation of a GenBank genome assembly.
AUGUGAAUUUGUAUCAGAAUUUUGCUUUCCUUAAUUAUUCUUACUGAAAGCUUGAAAUCAAUAAAAAUACCAAGAACUGAUACUCCUCCAAAUACAAGAAAAUUUUCAUCAUCUACUUAUGACAAAAUUCAUAACCGAAUGAUUAUUUUUGCUGGCUCUUCAGACCAAAGGGAGUAUUACAAUGACAUUUGAUGCUAUCAAUUUAAUAGCUCUGAAUGAUUGCAACUAAACCCAGCAACACCUAUUUUUCCAGCUCCACGCAUCAGCCCAGCUCUUUUUUAUGAUCAAAAUGAAAAUCGUAUAUUUAUAUUUGGGGGAAAAACCUACCUAGGUAUCGCAUCAGAUUUUUGAAGCUUCAAUUUAGAUUAUUUUAUUGUAAGUUUUAUAUAGUGGGAGCAGAUAUCUUUAAAAGGGUCAACAAUUAGCCCAACAUCAUUUGCCGCUUAUUGUUCCUUUGUUUGAAAUAAUAAACAUUAUCAUGCAAUAUUUGGAGGUGAAUCUACUGACUCUGUGCAUACUCGAUUAUACUUGUAAUUAUGAUUUAGACUUGAAUUUGAAAACUUGACUAGUUCGCUUAUGCCAAAUAAUGGAAACCCUCCUACUACAACACAAAAUCAAAUGGCUUUUUAUAAGGAUUCUAUUUACAUAUGAGGAGGAUCUGGAAAUAAAUUUUUAUAUGACACAGAUCUCUAUGCUUAUAACUUAACUUCUCAGGAAUGGAAUAUUAUUAAAAUAGAUGGAAGCAUUCCUUCAGGAAGAAUUUUUCAUUCCAUCGGAGUGUAUUCUAUUUUUUUAUACAUUUUCCCCGGGUUUAAUUAUAAUUACGACCAUGACGUAGUAGACAUAUGAAGAAUUAAUUUAAAUAGUCUAAAAAACUGAGAGUUAGUAAAUUACACCUCAAAUUCUGAUACAAUUCCAAGAGGAUCUGCUAUAAGCAUUUUUGUUGACUCUAUGGUAUAUCAAUUUAGUGGAUCCACCAUAACAAAUGACUUGAUUUCUAUUGAUUUAUCUUUAUCCACCCCUCAUUUUACUACAAUUUCUGCUAAUUGAGUUUCUCCCCCUGCAAGGAUGCGGUUUUCAAUGGCUUUAGUGAAUACAAAUAUUGUUGUUUUUGGAGGGAUGGGAAAUAAUGGAGAGCUGUAAUUUUCAAUUAGAUAUAAUGACUUAUGAGUGUUUGACUUAAGAAAAGAAACUUGGAAGUCUAUUGAAUCUUCAGGGCUACCAUCAGCAAGAUCAGGGCAAGCUACAGCCCAAAGUUUAUUUGGCAUGGCUAUAUUUGGAGGUGAAAAUAAUAAUGGCUUGCUCAAUGACUUUUAUAUUUUUUCACUCGCAUUGCAAACAUGAUUUUCAAUUUCUAUUUCUUCUACAAAUUAUCCUAGUCCUAGAAAAGGAGCCUGCAUGUACUUUAUUGAUCUCUAUAUCAUUUUAUUUGGAGGGAUUACAAAAUCAGGCACAGUUAAUGACGUAUGAAUGUUCAAUAUAUAUGAAUUAACUUGAACGGAAUUAACACCUUAUGAUAGCAAAGCUCCUCCUCUUGCAUGGCACCAAUGCAUUGUUGAAGAUAAAGAUGAAGGCUAUAAUUAUUAUGCCUUUUUUGGACAGCUUAGUGAUGGAAUGCCUAAUCGAUACUUAUAUAGAUUUAAUAUUGCUUCUCGGGAUUGGAUAUCUAUCACUUCUUUUGGUGAUGAAGUUGGCAUAUCUCCAAGUGAAGCGACAGCAACUCUUUUUCCAAAUUAUAUCAUCAUAAUUGGUGGAGAAUUUGGUGAUUAUUAUGUCUCUGAUUUGAUUACUGCUUUUAGUAUUAAAAAUUUUACAGUUGUAUCUAAAGAAUCAAUGGGAAUCCGCUUAUUUGCUCAUCAGUCUGUAUAUUUUACUGAUAAACUCUACAUAUUUGGGGGAGGUUUGGCAAUAAAUACCCUGCUUACUGGAAGAUUGACUUCUUCCACAUUAUAUAAAAUAAGUUUUGAAGACUCAGCUAUUGAAUAUCCAUGCAGUUUAGGAUCAUAUAAAAAUAAUUCUGAGUGUGUAAUAUGCCAGCCUGGCAGUUAUUCAUCAAAUUAUGACUCUUCUGAAUGCACAAAAUGUCCUGCGGGAAUUUUUCUUAACAGAUAUGGAGCUCAAGCUCAAUCUUUAUGCAUCCCAUGCCUCUCUGGAAGCUAUUCUGAUAAUCCUGGGGCAAUUUUAUGCAAGAAUUGCCCGGCUGGGAUGCAUUGUGAAAUUGGUAGCACGAAUCCAAUUCCUGAAUAUUUUUUAUUAUCUACGUCUUCAAAGCAGCCAUCUUCUUAUAAAGGAGGAACUGGGACUGUGAACUAUUGGACGACAGUUUUUGAAAUUAUAAUUGGUGUUUUUAUUUUUCUUUUAAUUUUAUGCUCAAUACUUAACAGACCAUUUUGAAACGCAAUUGCAAAAGCUGAUAUGUUUGAUACUCAGCAUAAUAAAGAUAAUGAGCCGAUGUGAAAAAGAAAGACAUCAAUUGGAGGAUUUUUCUCAAUAGUUGGCAAAUUUUGAGCGUUUUUUCUAGUACUUUUGUUGGUUCUGCAAAGAAUUUAUGACAAUAUUACAGAAACAACGUCCCUGAUACCUAUACUUAAUCUUGCACAAGAAGCAGGAACAAUAUCAGCAGACAUAUUGGUAGUGGUGACGCUAUAUAAUUAUGGAGGAUCUUGUGCACAAAAUGGAGCUUGUGUAAAUGGAGUAUCAUUAUCUUGAGAUAAUACUGUUAAUGAUUAUACUACUUUACACUGUGAACUUAUAGACAAAAAUUGUUUUAUUUUUUCAACUUGCAAAUCCUGCAGCUUAUCUUCAAGUUCAUAUAUGAAAUUGGGAUUAUCUGAGAGCAAUAGUUAUGCGAGCUAUUUUUCAGUGAAUGUAACUUCAGAUUCUUCAAUUCCAGGAGAAUCAAGCUCUUAUGAGACUAAUAUAUAUCCUCCCAAAGGCUAUUUUUUUAUUGGAUCAGAUCCUACUUCUGUUACUUUUAUUAUGACUUCUAGUGUAAUGUAUAUGUAGCUGUUUUUAUCUGAUUCAUCAGCAUGAAAAAAUAAUCAGACUGGAUAUUUAGUUUCGUUUGGAAGCACAGUGCUUGGGUCAACGAAAACGGCUGAAAUGAUGACUUUUAACAGAUACUUCAGCAUUCUUAUCAAUUUCAACAUCGAUCUUUCAGGGUUGUUAAUAGUAAGAACGAUCACUAUGGAUUUUUUGCUUUUUUUAAGCAGUGCUUUCGGGGCAGUUAGUGGACUGUUAGGAUUUGUUGGAUGAUCUAUGGAAAAUUUUGAGGGGUUUUGCGAUGAAAAAAAAGAAAAACUGCAAAAAAAGAAUGAAAAUCGAAAACUAGUCAAAAAGGGCUCUAAGUUUGUUGCAAUUUUCCAAAAGCUGUAUAAUUAUAAAAAUAUUAGUAAAGAAUCUACGAUUGAUUUUGAAAGUCGACAUCUUGCAGAUAAUAAUGCUGAAUACAAUUGCAAUGGAUUUUCAUUAUUUUAA